AUGAUUACAUUGGACGUUUUCGUAAAUGAUGAGACAUUCCUGGAACUCUCUUUCUCCAUGUCCUACCUUCGCAGUGCUGAACGUCUAACUGUUACUGUUGGACUGCUGAAGGCUGCCAAAAAAAAUAUCAAAGCUUCCACUUUUAAUAAUUUCGAUUUUAAAAAUUUGUUAGAUGUCUACGUGAAGGCAGUGAUAUUUGAGAACGAGAAAAAGAUGAAAAAGCGUAAGACGAGCACAUUGGCUGUCUCGUCGUCAAACGCCAACUCAUGCAACAACAACACAAUCUCAGUCGACUGGCAGGAAAGUCUCUUUUUCGAUAUACCGAAGGAUAAAUUACAAUCCGGUCAAAUAUCUCUGGAAAUGACGCUGUACGGUAGCGAGCACUUUUUCAUUCCCGCAUAUUCCCUCCUGGGAAGUAUCAAAUUUGGACCGAAAGAUCCGCUAGAUCCCGAAAUUUACGCUUACAAAAAGUCAAUAUCAGCUGUUUAUGAGAAAGAAAAAUUUGAAGGAGAUAGUGAAGAGGAGAGAGAAGUUGAAUCAGCCUGGUGGGAAACCAUCCUAUCAGAGAAGUACCAAUCCUAUCUCGAAUUCUACCGCUUACAAUGA
This is a messenger RNA of Helobdella robusta, 606 nucleotides long. RefSeq lists its product as hypothetical. The coding region runs from base 1 to 606 and encodes 201 amino acids. Gene Ontology annotation, molecular function: clathrin binding; phosphatidylserine binding; calcium ion binding. The record is from RefSeq and is a predicted model, not a curated record. NCBI's taxonomy places the organism in Eukaryota, Metazoa, Annelida, Clitellata, Rhynchobdellida, Glossiphoniidae. The transcript is spliced from 3 exons. Gene Ontology annotation, biological process: regulation of dopamine secretion; regulation of calcium ion-dependent exocytosis; cellular response to calcium ion.